Anopheles coustani is the source of this 3342-nucleotide messenger RNA. Its product is annotated as P protein-like. The record is from RefSeq and is a predicted model, not a curated record. The transcript is spliced from 9 exons. Lineage: Eukaryota; Metazoa; Arthropoda; Insecta; Diptera; Culicidae. The coding region runs from base 157 to 2838 and encodes 893 amino acids. Gene Ontology annotation, biological process: transmembrane transport. Gene Ontology annotation, cellular component: membrane.
AGCGCUCGUCGAAGCGCACGCGGAUUUUCCACUGCCGCUGCUGCUGCUAGUGGAUCGCCGUGAUUGCGUCCGUCUAUAUCUUGUCCCCGUUUAGCAGUGAAUCUUUCUGCCCAGUAACUUUGGGAUGAGUUUCUAUUCUCGCCAUCCGAACACACAAUGAACUACUUAAGCAAUCUGAACGUCUUCAAACGGCGUCGCAACACCUCGUCCACCGACUCGUCACCGGCCACGCCGGCAACGACGUUCACCGACGUUGCCGGUUCUUCCUCCCGGGGGCCACCGGCUGGCGCCCCGGAGCCAGCUGUCACCAAUGCGGACACUCCGCAGCGCAAGAAAAAACGCAAGAGUACACGUAAACGUACGGUUUCCGUUGUUCCCAUCAGCGAGGUAACGGAGGCAUCGCUGGAGUUAUGGCGCACGCUGCCACCGAAGAUUCGUCAGGAUCCGAGCAUGGUGUCCUUCCAGCAGGUCGAGCUGGAGCACGCCCGAUUGCACGGAGACUGCCACGAGGAUUCGUUUCCGGAAAUUCAAGGACUCGAGGAGGACGGCGAUGAAGAGGAUGAUGGUGAAGAGGAGGAGGAGGAAGACGAGGAGUACGAGAACGAGUUCAUCACCAUCAACGUCACCAACGAGGAGGGCCAAAACAAGGAAAUCGGUCACGUGAAGGAGAAGAAGGAAAUUCCGAAACCACACGUGCACCACUUGGCCGGUCAUUACAUCGGCAACAUUACGCCCCCGAAGCACGACGACCUGAACGAUACCGGGCAGAACCAGCUGGACGAGGACCACCCGUUCCGGAAGUACUCGAAAAUUAUCUGCCUCUUCAUCACGUGGCUGCUGAUCAUGGCGUUCAUGGUGGUGAAGGACGAGAAGCUGGUCGAACCGAAGCAUCUGUCGAUUGCACCGUUCAAAACGAAGGCGUACAUUUUGCCGCACCUUCCGCAAAGCUCCCGUAUCAAGGUGACGCUCGAGGGGACGUUCCUGAGCGAGCCGUACAACAACAUCACCGAGCACUACCUGACGGUGUACCUGCAGAUGCUAUCGUCGACGCUGGAGACCAACAUUUCCGACCCAUUUGCAUCGAGUUCGGCGAAGAACAUCAGCGAACCAUGGUUCAUCCCGAUCGUACACCCAUACCUGUUCGACAGUGCGCCGAUCGUGAAGGAGCAGAGGCUGUUCGACAUCGCUGACAGCAACUACGAGCAUCUGCACCAAGCGAACCAUCCCAGUCUGGUGCGGCUGAUGAUCCGGAGCAAUAUUCCGGCCAGCAUGCCGGUUGCGAUCCGGUACGAUCAGUCACCGGUCAAUCGAGACGUCGGCGUCAUCUACGCCGCGUUCGUGCUCAUCUUCCUGUACGUGCUGAUCAUCUGGGAGAUCGUGCACCGGACGUUUGCGGCCGUCAUUGCGUCGACGCUGGCCAUCUCCAUCUUAGCCGCGCUGAACGAUCGACCCACCAUGGAGGACAUCAUCGGGUGGAUCGAUGUGGAGACAAUUCUGCUACUGUUUUCGAUGAUGAUCCUAGUGGCGAUCCUUGCGGAGACCGGUAUCUUCGAUUUCCUAUCGGUGUACAUCUAUAAGGUAACCAACGGAAAGAUUUGGAGUCUUAUACAUUGUCUAUGUUUAUGUACGGUGUUGAUUUCAUCGUUCUUGGACAACGUUACAACAGUUCUCUUGAUGGCUCCCAUUACUAUACGACUUUGUGAGGUUAUGGACAUGAAUCCGGUCCCUAUACUGAUGGCAAUCACUGUCCAUGCCAACAUCGGUGGAACAACGACACCUGUGGGUGAUCCACCGAACAUCAUCAUUACAUCGAACCAGUAUAUUUUGAAACACGGAGUAACUUUCCUCAAUUUUACCGCGCACAUGCUGGUUGGUGUCAUCAUCGUGGUUAUCACGACCAAUAUCCACCUCCGUAUCAUCUACAAGAACAUCAAUCACCUGCGCAUGCACGAACCAAAAGAGUUAAAGGAGCUGCGGCGCAAUAUCAAGGUGUGGGAGCGGGCCGCCGGUAAGAUCCCGCCGUACUCGAAGGAUGCCAACAUCGUGCGGGAAACGCUCAUGAAGAAGGUGAAACUGUUGCGCCAUCAGUACAAGAAAAAGAUGACCAAGGGAACGGUGCCGGAGGACAUCUACCGGUCGACGCUCGAGGAACUGCAGCGAGAACACCCGAUCAAGAACCGCCCGCUACUGAUCAAGUCCGGCGUGGUGUGCGUCUUCAUCGUGUCGCUGUUCUUCAUCGAGUCCAUCCCGGAGCUGCGUCGCCUAUCGUCCGGUUGGGCCGCACUACUCGGUGUCGUGCUGCUGCUGAUCAUCUCCGACAAGAACGAUAUGGACGCCGUGCUAUCGAGGGUUGAGUGGCCGACACUUCUGUUCUUCGCCGCCAUGUUCACCCUGAUGGAGGCGGUGGAACGGAUGGGAUUGAUCGAUUGGAUUGGGCACGCGACGGAAACGAUCAUCCUGUCGGUGUCGGAGGAUCUCCGGCUUGCGGUGGCCAUCAUCAUAAUUCUCUGGAUAUCGGCCCUGACAUCCGCCUUCGUGGACAGCAUUCCCGUGACGGCGAUGAUGGUGAAAAUCGUCGUAGCUCUCUCGGGCAAAGCGUACUUGGGAUUGCCACUCCAGCCGAUGGUAUGGGCGUUGGCAUUCGGUCCGUGUUUGGGAGGCAAUGGAACGCUCGUCGGCGCGUCAGCUAACGUCAUUUGUGCCGGGAUCGCCGAACAGCACGGUUAUCGGUUCAGCUUUAUGGAUUACUUCAAACUCGGAUUCCCUAUCAUGUUGGUCAGCGUAAUUGUCACCACCGGGUACCUGAUAAUGGCCCACGUUGUCUUCACCUGGCAUUAGGUCGAAAGGAUCUAUUCGUGUAUUACCUCCGAGAGGCAACGGUUAAUGAGAGAAAACUCUGCAACGAUACACGGCUACCAGGAGGAUACAAAUACUUGUUGUUCAUCCGUCUGAUUGUUGUUUCUUAGAAAAUCCAAUCUACCACCCACCAAUCUUACACGCAAAUGGAUCACACGUCUAGCAACAAGAAAGAACCGAGUGAAAGGUGGCAUCGAACCAGUACGUUCUAAACGUGUUCUUUGCAAUGCAUUUUAAGCUAGAGUGUGCGUGUGUACGAGGCAAAAGGAACAGGAAAACCGAUUGAUUUAAAAUCAAGUCGCACGGAGAAGGGGCCAUCUUAUAGUGCGUAUUUUGCCACCUUUACCAUUUAAGCACCCGAAGAAAGAUUGAGAUUGCGAUGAAUGUGUUAAUUUGUAGUUCUUUUUUCCCUUUCUUUACGAAUUUGGAUACCAAAAUGUGUACACAUUUCUUUUUCGCGAUGCGAAUAAAGACGGAAGAAGACAA